CCUUAAGCACAGGUUCAAAGGGCGCAUGCGUAAACGCUACGCAACAGCAGUGAUGAACGUUACUGCCAUCGAGGCACGACGCAGACCAAUCCGCCUCGGGGCGCAGCUUACCCUCUCAGAACAAGCUCGCUGCACCCGACGCCCCUCCCCUUUUCCUCCGGCCUCCCCUGACGGAAGCGGAAGCGGCGCUCGCGCACACUAGUGGUCUAGCUCGCUGGCUCCGGAAGCCGCGGUCCUUCACCCUCCUCGUUGGUCUCCUGUCACCAUGGCGCUGGCUGUCUUGCGGGUCCUGGAGCCCUUUCCGACCGAGACACCCCCGUUGGCAGUGCUGCUGCCGCCCGGGGGCCCGUGGCCGGCGGCGGGGCUGGGCCUGGUGCUGGCCCUGAGGCCUGCAGGGGAGAGCCCGGCAGGGCCGGCGCUGCUGGUGGCAGCCCUGGAGGGGCCGGGCGCGGGCACCGAAGAGCAGGGUCCCGGGCCCCCGCAGCUCCUGGUUAGCCGCGCGCUGCUGCGGCUCCUGGCACUAGGCUCCGGGGCCUGGGUGCGGGCGCGGCCGGUGCGGCGGCCCCCGGCGCUAGGCUGGGCACUGCUUGGCACCUCACUGGGGCCUGGGCUCGGACCACGAGUCGGGCCGCUGCUGGUGAGGCGCGGAGAGACCCUCCCAGUGCCCGGACCGCGGGUGCUGGAGACGCGGCCGGCGUUGCAAGGGCUGCUAGGCCCAGGGACUCGGCUGGCUGUGACUGAGCUCCGCGGGCGGGCCAGACUGUGCCCAGAGUCUGGGGACAGCAGUCGGCCCCCACCCCCGCCCGUGGUGUCCUCCUUUGCGGUUUCUGGCACAGUCCGGCGACUCCAGGGAGUUCUGGGAGGGACUGGAGAUUCACUAGGGGUGAGCCGGAGCUGUCUCCGUGGCCUUGGCCUCUUCCAGGGCGAAUGGGUGUGGGUGGCCCGGGCCGGAGAGUCAUCGAACACUUCACGGCCGCAUUUGGCCAGGGUGCAGGUCCUAGAACCUCGCUGGGACCUCUCUGAUAGACUGGGACCCGGCUCUGGGCAGCUGGGAGAGCCCCUCGCUGAUGGACUGGCGCUCGUCCCUGCCACUUUGGCUUUUAAUCUUGGCUGUGACCCCCUGGAAGUGGGAGAGCUCAGAAUUCAGAGGUAUUUGGAAGGCUCCAUCGCCCCUGAAGACAAAGGAAGCUGCUCAUUGCUGCCUGGGCCUCCAUUUGCCAGAGAGUUAUACAUCGAAAUUGUGUCUUCUCCCCACUACAGCACUAAUGGAAAUUAUGACGGUGUUCUUUACCGGCACUUUCAGAUACCCAGGGUAGUCCAGGAAGGGGAUGUUCUGUGUGUGCCAACAAUUGGGCAAGUAGAGAUCCUGGAAGGAAGUCCAGAGAAACUGCCCAGGUGGCGGGAAAUGUUUUUUAAAGUGAAGAAAACAGCUGGGGAAGCUCCAGAUGGGCCAGCCAGCGCCUACUUGGCCGACACCACCCAUACCUCCUUGUACAUGGUGGGUUCUACCCUGAGCCCUGUUCCAUGGCUUCCUUCAGAGAAAUCCACUCUCUGGAGCAGUUUGUCUCCUCCAGGCUUGGAGGCCUUGGUGUCUGAACUCUGUGCUGUCCUGAAGCCUCGCCUCCAGCCAGGGGGUGCCCUGCUGACAGGAACUAGCAGUGUCCUUCUACGGGGGCCCCCGGGCUGUGGGAAGACCACAGUAGUUGCUGCUGCCUGUGGUCAACUUGGGCUCCAUUUACUGAAGGUGCCCUGCUCCAGCCUCUGCGCAGACAGUAGUGGGGCUGUGGAGACAAAACUGCAGGCCAUCUUCUCCCGGGCCCGCCGCUGCCGGCCUGCAGUGCUGUUGCUCACAGCCGUGGACCUUCUGGGCCGGGACCGCGAUGGGCUGGGUGAGGAUGCCCGUGUGGUGGCUGCGCUGCGUCACCUCCUCCUUGAUGAGGACCCCCUCAACAGCUGCCCUCCCCUCAUGGUUGUGGCCACCACAAGCCGGGCCCAAGACUUGCCUGCUGAUGUGCAGACAGCAUUUCCUCAUGAGCUGGAGGUGCCUGCUCUAUCAGAGGGGCAGCGGCUCAGCAUCCUGCGGGCCCUCACUGCCCACCUUCCCCUGGGCCAGGAGGUGAACUUGGCACAGCUAGCACGGCGGUGUGCAGGCUUUGUGGUAGGGGAUCUCUAUGCUCUUCUGACCCACAGCAGCCGGGCAGCCUGCACCAGGAUCAAGAACUUAGGUUUGGCAGGUGGCUUGACUGAGGAGGAUGAGGGGGAGCUGUGUGCUGCUGGCUUUCCCCUCCUGGCUGAGGACUUUGGGCAGGCACUGGAGCUACAACAGACAGCUCACUCCCAGGCUGUUGGAGCCCCCAAGAUCCCCUCAGUGUCCUGGCAUGAUGUAGGUGGGCUGCAGGAGGUGAAGAAGGAGAUCCUGGAGACCAUUCAGCUCCCCUUGGAGCACCCUGAGCUACUGAGCCUGGGCCUAAGACGCUCAGGCCUUCUGCUCCAUGGGCCCCCUGGCACCGGCAAGACCCUCCUGGCCAAGGCAGUAGCCACUGAGUGCAGCCUUACCUUCCUCAGCGUGAAGGGGCCAGAGCUCAUUAACAUGUAUGUGGGCCAAAGUGAGGAGAAUGUGCGGGAAGUGUUUGCCAGGGCCAGGGCUGCAGCUCCAUGCAUUAUCUUCUUUGAUGAACUGGACUCUUUGGCCCCAAGCCGGGGGCGAAGUGGAGAUUCUGGAGGAGUGAUGGACAGGGUGGUGUCUCAGCUCCUUGCCGAGCUGGAUGGGCUGCACAGCACUCAGGAUGUGUUUGUGAUCGGAGCCACCAACAGACCAGAUCUCCUGGACCCUGCCCUUCUGCGGCCUGGCAGAUUUGACAAGCUGGUGUUUGUGGGGGCAAACGAGGACCGGGCCUCCCAGCUACGUGUUCUGAGUGCCAUCACACGCAAAUUCAAGCUAGAGCCAUCUGUGAGCCUGGUAAACGUGCUAGAUUGCUGCCCUCCCCAGCUGACAGGUGCGGACCUCUACUCUCUCUGCUCUGAUGCCAUGACAGCUGCCCUCAAACGCAGGGUUCAUGACCUGGAAGAAGGUGAGCCACUUGCCGGCCUGAGAGGGAGCUCAGCACUGAUGCUCACCAUGGAGGACCUGCUGCAGGCUGCCGCCCGGCUGCAACCAUCAGUCAGUGAACAGGAGCUGCUCCGGUACAAGCGCAUCCAGCACAAGUUUGCUGCCUGCUAGAAGCCCCCCAGGGCCUGGGACCCCACUCAGCAUGGCUGCAGGAAAACACAACACUCCACCCCCACCCCCACUUAAAGGAGCCCCAGGCAGAAUGAACAGUGUUCCUGGUGACGGCUGGGGGGGCCUGGCUAGACCUGCAUACCCCACUUGUCGAAGGCGGGCUCGUGCCGCCGGUUCCAGCGCUCCUUAAGCGCAUACUUCAGCAUCUUGUCACUGGCAUCCACACUCGUCACGCUGAAGCCCUCUUCCACCAGCAUAAUGGAGUCCACCCUGGGCAGGGCCAGUGGAGAGAGACAGAGAGGGGCAGUCAGGGGAGCCUGGGAGGGCCAGGAGACCCUGUGCCGGACACUUUUGUCUCCACUUCUCAGAGUCCAUUCCUCUGCCUCCUCUCCCCAGGCCCUCUCCACUGACCUCACAAAUCUAUUUCCUAUCACCACGAGGCAACUUUUUUUUUUUUUAAGGCGCCUCUUCAGAGCUAGGCACUCUACAAAUAUGCAGUAAUUCUCAUGGCAAUCCUGAGAAGUAAAUAGUAUUAUUCCCAUUUGAGAGACAGACAAGCUGAGGCUCCUCUAAGUUAAAAUAGGUGUGCACAAGAGGCAGCAGAACAU
Molecule: messenger RNA, 3828 nt
Organism: Mandrillus leucophaeus (drill)
Lineage: Eukaryota; Metazoa; Chordata; Mammalia; Primates; Cercopithecidae
Gene: PEX6
Product: peroxisomal biogenesis factor 6
Exons: 18
Coding region: 266-3220 (984 amino acids)
Biological process (GO): protein import into peroxisome matrix
Cellular component (GO): peroxisomal membrane; cytosol
Molecular function (GO): ATP binding; ATP hydrolysis activity
Source: RefSeq, a predicted model, not a curated record